Nannospalax galili (Upper Galilee mountains blind mole rat) is the source of this 2415-nucleotide messenger RNA. RefSeq names its product PRAME family member 12 (gene Pramef12). The record is from RefSeq and is a predicted model, not a curated record. Lineage: Eukaryota; Metazoa; Chordata; Mammalia; Rodentia; Spalacidae. Gene Ontology annotation, biological process: negative regulation of cell differentiation; negative regulation of DNA-templated transcription; negative regulation of apoptotic process. The transcript is spliced from 3 exons. Gene Ontology annotation, cellular component: cytoplasm.
AUGAGCUUGCAGGCCCCACCCACAUUGCUGGAGCUGGCCAGGCAGAGUCUGCUGAAGAAUGAGGCCUUGGCCGUCUCUGCUCUGGAGGGCCUACCCAAGGAGCUUUUCCCAGCACUGUUCAAGGAGGCUUUUACCAACAGAUGCACUAAGAUUCUGAGGGCGAUGGUGCAGACCUGGCCUUUCCCCUGCCUUCCCUUGGGUGGCCUGAUAAAGAUGAAGGUGCCUUUCCUGGAGACCUUACAAGUUGCCCUGGAUGGAAUUGAUACACUGCUUGGCCAGAAGGUUCACUCCAGGAGGUGCAAACUGCAAGUUCUGGAUUUGUGGAAUUUACAUCAGAACUUCUGGAAUGUAUGGGCUGGAGGUAGGGCAGAAGUUUGCUUUCCACAGACCAAGAGCAAGAAGAAAACACAAGGGAAUUGUUCAAGGACAGGGGCUUGGCAGCCCUUGGAGGUGAUUGUAGACCUGUGCCUCAAGCAAAGAGCCUUGGAUGCCUUCCUGGCCUACCUCUUCCUGUGGGUUGAGGAGAGAAAAGGUUUGUUGCAGCUGGGCUGUAAAAAGUUGAAGAUCUCCGCAGGAGCCAUCCAGAACAUCCAGAAGGUUCUGGAAAUGCUGAACCUGGACUAUAUGCAGGAAGUGGAAAUAUAAUGCCCUAGGAAGUCCGCCACCCUCACCAGCUUUGCUCCUUACCUGGGCCAAAUGAGAAAUCUUCAAAAGUUCCUUCUCUCCACCGUCUCUGUGCCUGCUUCCAUGUCCCCAGAGGAGAAGGAAGAGUUUGUCACCCACUUUACCUCUCAGUUUCUCAACCUGGACUGCCUCCAGGAGCUUUCCCUGGACUCAGGCUCCUUCUUCAAAGGCCACCUGGACCAGCUGCUCAGGUGCCUGAAGGCUCCCUUGGAGACCCUCUCCAUCAGUGACUGCCAGCUUUCAGAAGUACACUUGAAGUCUCUCUCCUGGUGUCCAAGCAUCCAUCAGCUCAAACACCUGAACCCCAGCAGCAUCAUACUAACCGACAUAAGUCCUGAGCCCCUCCGAGUUCUACUGGAGAGAGUUGCAGGCACCUUGAAGACGCUGGACUUGGAGGACUGUAGGAUUGUAGACUCCCAGCUCAGUGCCUUCAUUCCUGCCCUGAGCCUCUGCUCCAAGCUUACCACAUUCAACUACUUAAGGAACCCCAUCUCAGUGGCCACCCUGGAGAGCCUGCUGUGCCACAUUGCCCAACUGAGCUGCUUACGCCUGGAGAUGUAUUCCACCCCUUGGGAGAUUUACAGUGCCCAGGGUGCAUACCACCGCAGGAGACUACAGCAGCUUCGUGAGGAGCUGAGUAGAGUGGUGAAGCCAUUGAAACACGCCAGGACAGUCUGGUUUAGUGUCAUUCCUUGUCCUCCCUCCGGCAACUGGGCUGUCUACGAGCCAGAACCCAAUCAGUGUCAGGGCUGUAACCCUGUCUAGCUGGGGGUGCUAUCUACCAAUUUUUUCCAGCUCUUGACAGCAGAAACCUCAGGUGCAGAUGAAUCAGGAAGAGAAUACAGAACUCACAGUCUCAUGUGAGCAGGGAGGGGGUGGGCUAGGUGGCAGGGACAGCCUCAGAGAGGGAAAUGUUGACCUGAGGACUUGAUGGACCUUUGGGACAUGUGAUCUGCCUAUUAGAAAUAGGAGUUGGAGACUCCUGCUGAAGAAGCCUUGAGAAUGUUACCUCCCCUUGGAUGGUGGAAGUGGCUAGUGUGUGUCCUUAUCUCUCAAGCUAUUGGGUGAGUGGAAUCUACCAUGGCCACUGGGGUAGACUUGGUGUCUUGGGUAGCUUCGAGUAGGGGCACAGAGCCACCUCCAACUCCAGCUGUGAACCCCUAGCGGCUUUUCCACCAUGGGCCCCACCCAUAUGGGGAGAGCACAGCUAUGCCCAGAGGGAAGAGUGGAUGCUGGACAACCUCUUCACCGAGCAGAUUGAGAAAAGCUGCUGGAUGGGGGCACCAAGUGGCGAGGACCACUGCAAACAAAGUGUGGGGGGGAUGGGGUUAAAUUUUACCUGGGCAGCAACCAUGCACCUUGCUGGAAAAUCAGAAACGCAGCCUCACGGUACAUUUAAGGAACGAUCUGGGCUAAUGCUAAGGUGCCUAGGCCAUAGCUAACCACCAGGAACAGUCAUUAUGACGUGUGUUGCAUUCACAGCAGAUGGAGACGCUUGAGUUAACUGACUGGACCUAUUUUACUAUGGAAGCUGUUAUUAUUACUAUUAUUAUUAUUACCAUUAUUACUAGCAUCAUCAUUAUUGCUAACAGCACUGGGGAUAAAACUUGGGCCGCUGUGGAUGUUGGGCAGAUGCUCUGCCACUGAGCUAGGAUCUCGGCUCAACCAUGAAAAUGUAAAAGCUGUACUUGUUUCUGUAUAUGUUGGACUUUGGGGAAUUUUCAUUGUUAA